Molecule: messenger RNA, 1794 nt
Organism: Eucalyptus grandis
Lineage: Eukaryota; Viridiplantae; Streptophyta; Magnoliopsida; Myrtales; Myrtaceae
Product: peptide-N4-(N-acetyl-beta-glucosaminyl)asparagine amidase A
Exons: 1
Coding region: 1-1794 (597 amino acids)
Cellular component (GO): vacuole
Source: RefSeq, a predicted model, not a curated record
AUGUCGAAGCUGCUUCUCGUCUUCCUCUUCCUCUUCUUGGUUGGCGACGGCCAUGUCUCUUCCUCAUCCUUCCUCCUUCGUUACCUCAAGAAAUCAUCAUCAUCUUCUUCUUCUUCUUCUUCUUCAUCGCCUCUUGUGCACUCUCAACUCAGACUAUCGCAGCCGAACUCAGAGUCAGAGCUCGUAGCCAAUCCUUCAUCGUUCGAUCACUUGAAAUCGCUGGCCCCAUCUUGCGUCCUCUCGGUGGCCCUCCUCCCCCAACCCCUUCCAACCUCGGUCCUCUAUUCUCCGCCGUCCGAUUGCCCCUCUCCCUGGUCCCACGUCUCCCUCCACAUCCGCGUCACCUCACCUCCGCAGCACCAGUCCAACCACUUGCUUAGCCUCUGGCUUGGUGGCGCCGAGCUGCUCCGUACCAGCACCGACGGAGCAGGGUGUUGGGAGGUCCAGAAGGACAUCACCAGAUACUCCUCGCUCCUUUCGCAGUCUAGCAUCCAUCUCAUGCUUACAUCCCUCCAGCGGCCCUCUAACAUUGCGGUUUCGUGGGCCCACCUGGUCAACGUCACUCUGUUUUACUACAACCAUGAUUAUAGCUCUGUAAUCUCCGAUAAGGUCACCCUCCCGGCAACCGUGUCGGGUGGAGAUUUGAAGCGCAAUUUGGUCUCUCUGCAUUCUUUCGAUGACCCAAGUCCAUCAAACAGUGAAGAUCAGGUGCGGGAAGCUCCAUGGCGUUCGGAUGAUACACCGCCCGAUCUGAUCAUACCGGUCAACGGGGAUGGUGGAUUCUGGUUCAGAAUCGACAACGAGAGUACCGUCCAGUCAAAGGAUGUUCAGCUACCCCGUAAUGCUCGCCGAGCAGUACUUGAACUGUACGUGUCGUCUCAUGGAAGCGACGAGCUUUGGUACUCUAACGUUCCUCGUGAGAUCGAGCAUCGAGCCUUUAGGGAAGUUUUUGUGACGAUCGAUGGCAAAAUUGUUGGAUCGGAAUCACCAAUCAUAGUUUUGCCGUUCGGAGCAUUUAGUUUUCCAUCUUGCGACAUCGAGUUGACACCUAUUAUGGGCUCCAUGUUGGACGGCAAGCCACAUCGUUUGGGGAUUGGAGUUUCCCACGGCAUUCCAUACUGGCUUGCAAGCGCAAAUCUUCAUGUUUGGUUGGAUCAUCAAUCAUCGGCAGUUGAAGCGAAGUCCAUACUGCAUCACUACCCUGCUCUUCACUACGAACAGGUGUUGGAGAAAGCCCAAGGGUCAUUGAAGGUGAAGGCGAAGAGGAAGAUCAAGCUCUUGGGUUGGCUUAAAACCAGCAGAGGGAAUUUCACUACUUACGUAUCCCAAGAACUUGAGUUCGAGAGCUUCAUAAGGUACGGAAAGAACGAAACUUGCAGCGGGAGUGGGAUGGUGGAGCACGAGAUUGAAUCGGAGAGAGAGGUGCUCGUGAAAUCGGAAACUGGUGAGGUAAUUUCCAAAAAGACAGCAAAAAGAAAGUACCAUGUCACUGUCAGCACUCAGAUUCUGCCGGAAUUUGAUGAUCUGAGUGUGCGUCGAACCACGCUGAACAUGAGCGUGAAGGAGAAGCAUGUUGAGAGAGAUGGGUCGAGAUAUUAUCACCUCACUCGAAAUUCAGCUGAAUUGAGGGAAUUGAAAGAGAAGGACCAAGCAGCGACUGGAGGCUCUGUGAAGACAGAGCAAAGGCUGAGUUAUAAGGAUGAAAGGGGAGGUUGCUACUCCAGGACUGUCGUCGCGGUUGAUGGGAAAGUCAUCCAGGAUGAAACGACCGACGGUUGUGCCACUGCUAUGUGA